Eruca vesicaria subsp. sativa (arugula) is the source of this 972-nucleotide messenger RNA. The record is from the annotation of a GenBank genome assembly. Lineage: Eukaryota; Viridiplantae; Streptophyta; Magnoliopsida; Brassicales; Brassicaceae.
AUGACGUUGGAGAGGACUCGUAUCGUGACCCGGUUUUAUUCAUCCCGGUUCUUGAUCAACCUUUAUCUUCAAAUUGUUACCAUGUCAUUAGAAGACGUGGGAAGCAUUCAGGGUAACAAUUUUCGUGGCCUUUUCAUAGAAUCAUCGACUAGUGCCAAAGAGGAAGACAGAGUCCCACGCUGCUUUUGUUUCCGCUAUGUCCCUGAAGCAAAGCCACAACAAGUAGAUCCUUAUAACAUAUACCAGCAAUUCAAGAUCCAUCAACCAAAGUCUUAUUGUUACUCUUCAACUUCAGUUGCUCCUGAUGGGGUGCCACCGCGGUUCCUUAAAAGAAAAAACUGGAGGGUUGGGUACUCAACUUCCCAAGACUUUGGUCUAGUAGAUGAUGCAAAGGGAAUUAACACUAUGCUCCGUUCCAAGCUUCCUGGUGAUUUAAAUACAAGCGUUGUGGUAGGGAAAUGGUAUGUUCCUUUCAUAUUUGUGAAAGAAAGAGACGCAAAAGCUCAGAUAAAAAGAUCAACCUAUUACAGCAUGACUCUUAGUCAAAGUUGGGAAGAGGUUUUCGCAUGUGAAAAGGUUGAUUACGAGGGAGCAGGCGGAGUGGUUGUAGUUGAUGUUGAAGUAGAAUCAGAACUGGUGAAGCUUGAAGGGCAAGUUAUUGGACAAGAAACCAGAGGCGUGGAUGAAAAUGGGGUUGUGUGGUUCGAGAUUGCAGGCAAGAAGAUAGGUUUAAGAUCAAUGGUCGUGGAGAGGAUGAAAUGGGAAGAGGAGAGAUUUGGAUGGUCUAAGGAAACUGGUGACAUAAAGUCUAGCAUUAAGAGAUCAGAGAGAUUUGAAGGUGAUGCAAUGCUUUGGCAGAGUUAUAAAUGUUAUGUACUGGUAGAGAGCUUUGAAUUGAAGAGAAUGGAUGGGAGUUUUGUGCUGACAUUUGAGUUUAGACAUGUUGAUAAGUUAAAGAGCAAGUGGGAUUGA